AUGGCCGAACAGGAAAGCUCUGCAGCGGCUGCUGAUAUGCCCUAUAAUGAUGCUGGGAACCCUGCAGCUAGAAAGGAGGCAAACGGCACCACCCCCAGUCGAACGUAUCAGCCACCGCAUCGGACGACGGUCUCGCAGGUCACUACUCCGGAGUUUCUGAAACUUGCAAACCCCGGUCCCUUGGGAUUGAUUGCCUUCGCAAUCACCACAUUUGUAGUUGGUCUAUUGGAGUGUGGUGCCGGACUUCCCCACUCAAACCCCAAUGGCACUGUUGGCCCUAACCAAGCCGCAUUCGGACUCGUCGUGUUCAUGGGCGGAACGGCCCAGGUUCUGGCGGGAAUCAUGCAAUUCCGCAUCGGAAACACCUUCGGUACCACCAUUCACUGCUCCUACGGCGCUUUCUGGCUGAGCUAUGGAAUGUUCAUGCUGCAAUACCUUGGCCUUGAAGCUGCCUAUAAGGGUGAUAUGAGAGCGUAUUCAUUUGCCCUCGGGAUUUACCUGAUCGCGUGGUGUUUCCUGACAAUUCUGUUCUUCAUCGCCGCACUUCGGACCAACGUCGCCAUCUUGUUAGUUUUCUUCUUCCUGGCUCUCGCAUUCCUUUUCCUCGGUAUUGCCGAGUUCACCCUCACGGAACACGCUACUGCCAGCGAGCGGUUGAAUAAAUCGGGUGGGGCUUUCGCAGUUAUUUGUUCAAUGUGCGCCUUCUAUGCUGGUGCAUCCGGUCUUAUGUUACCUGAAACCACCUGGGUCCGAUUCCCACUGGGCGAGUUCUCAAGCAGCGUCUAG
This is a messenger RNA of Penicillium canariense, 786 nucleotides long. Its product is annotated as acetate uptake transporter family protein. The record is from RefSeq and is a predicted model, not a curated record. Gene Ontology annotation, cellular component: plasma membrane. Gene Ontology annotation, molecular function: acetate transmembrane transporter activity. The transcript has 2 exons. Lineage: Eukaryota; Fungi; Ascomycota; Eurotiomycetes; Eurotiales; Aspergillaceae. Bases 1 to 786 code for a protein of 261 amino acids.